Molecule: messenger RNA, 573 nt
Organism: Anneissia japonica
Lineage: Eukaryota; Metazoa; Echinodermata; Crinoidea; Comatulida; Comatulidae
Product: tyrosine-protein kinase receptor Tie-1-like
Exons: 5
Coding region: 1-573 (190 amino acids)
Source: RefSeq, a predicted model, not a curated record
AUGGCACCUGAGAAGAAUUACGAGAAGCACUAUGAAUUUGAACAAGCCACAGUUAAAGCAAAACACCGAACUAUUACAACUAGUAUCGGUGAAACUGUUGAACUAGUAAUGACUUUAGAUAAAGUUGAAGCCAGCAGAUUACGAUGGAAAAAGGAUGGGGGAUCUGAUAUUAAGGAGUGGGAAGGGUUAAGCAAUGUGAGUCUCGAAAACGUUCGGAAAAACGACGCUGGUAUAUACGAAUGCUACCCGGUAGGACAACGACACAUGGGUAAACACGCUAUAUUACGGUUACUUGUUCGAGAGUGUUCUCGUGAAAAGUGGUGGCUUCCUAAUUGCGAACAAGAUUGCCCCGUAUGUUAUAAUGGAGGCGUGUGUUCUGUUAACCUAGGAUCGUGCAUCUGUCCUCCAGGCUUUAAAGGAGAUAACUGUGAACAUGCAGAUAAUCUCACUACGGAUGAAAGAUCAUGUAUCAAACAACUCAGGCAGAAUCCUAACAUUGUUAUUAAACCAGCAGAUAAAGGAAGUGCGGUUACUAUCCUGAAUACCCAUGAUUACAUUACGGAAGCCGAAUGA